This is a messenger RNA of Poecilia latipinna (sailfin molly), 2193 nucleotides long. It is a transcript of the gene tnfsf10, whose product is annotated as TNF superfamily member 10. Gene Ontology annotation, molecular function: tumor necrosis factor receptor binding. The record is from RefSeq and is a predicted model, not a curated record. Gene Ontology annotation, biological process: immune response. The transcript has 6 exons. Lineage: Eukaryota; Metazoa; Chordata; Actinopteri; Cyprinodontiformes; Poeciliidae. Gene Ontology annotation, cellular component: membrane. The coding region runs from base 125 to 973 and encodes 282 amino acids.
GCAGGAAUGGGGAGGGCAAGAAGUUAAAGAGUCCACCUCUGAGCCAUUGUUCUAGUUCUGGAGUUCUGGAGACGGGUCGGGACGCGGCUGCUGCGCUGCUGGUACCGGACGGCGGUCUGUCGUUAUGACGGGCUCCGGUCCGAAGCUGGGCGUCUUGCUGCUUGUGGCGGUUCUGCUGCAGACGGUGGUCGUCACCAUCACGGUGCUGCACUUCACCUCGGCUCUGAACUCGAUGAAAGAGACGUUCGCCAGGAGCAGCGUUUCCUGUCUGACAGGCUCCGACCUGCAGAGCAUCACGGCUGUACGGGGAGAUCCAUGCUGGCAGGUGACCCAGCAGCUCCACCUGCUCAUCGAAAAGUCUCUGUCUCAGCGCUACCAGAGGCGGAUUUCAUCAGCAGUGAGAGAUGAAGUGUCCCGUGUGUUGCCCUCAAUAGUGAUGGAGGACAGGGCUUCACCUCGCCCCAAAGUUGCCGCUCAUGUCACGGGAAGUUUUGUGCCCAAACUGGAGCGAGACGGAGGAGUUUCAGCUGCAGUUCCUGCAGGGCGACGCGUUCAGGGCCAGAAGAUUUCGUGGUGGGAGGGUCAGAAGGGCCUGGCGUUCCUGCAGGACGUCCAGCUGCUGGAUGGGGAGCUGGUGGUGUCUCAUCCUGGCCUCUACUACGUCUACGCCCAGACGUACUUCAGGCACACCCACUCCCUGGAGGAGAACAGCGAGGAGGCGGGGGACCGGGGGAAACCCCUGCUGCAGUACGUCUACAAAAAGGUGAACUCCUACCCGGUUCCCAUCCUGCUGAUGAAGACCAGCCGGACCUCCUGCUGGUCCCGUGGUUCCGACUUCUCUCUGCACUCCGCCCACCAGGGGGGGCUGUUCCCGCUCACCACCGGCGACCGCCUGUUCGUGACGGUGACCAACGCCUCUGCUGUGGAUAUGGACGAGAAGAGCAGCUUCUUCGGAGCGUUUCUCAUCAGUUAGAGGGCCGAUUGAUGCUGAUCGGAGCUGAUCGAUGCCGAUCGAUGCCGAUCGAAGCCGAUUGGAGCCGAUCGAGGUUUUCUUAAAAUCGAUCAAACUGCUGCAAGCGUCAGACUCUCCUGAGGAAAUUCCUCUUUUGUUGUACGGGAUCAAAAACUGAACAAAAUUUUGAUAACACUGGUUGGCAGAAGAGACUAAAAUGGUAGUUUGGAGCGUGGGUAAAGUGAGACCGGACUCAGCAGUUUCUGCUCUGCAAAGUCAAAAUCUGAAGAACUUUUCUGGUCUGAUCAGGUCCAGAACCGAUUUACACAGAAACUGAAUGACUUCUGCUUCAAAUACCUUUAAAAAACCUGCUAUUUCAAUAAAUAUUACAGUAAAUAUUUAUAUUUUUACCCCGUAAACACUUUAGACAUCUGAGCCUGGGUUUAUUUUAAAUUAUAUUAAAAAAAUGUCUUUGUGCCGUCUGGCAGAUUAAAAGAAUUAUGUAAGGAUGGUUAAUUUGAAAAUAGCACUUACAACUGAUAUAAAAUAGAAUUUUAAAUAUGAAAAAUAAUGUAAUUAGUUAUAAUUGGAUAUAAGUCCAACCACCAGAUGGCGGUAAAGUGCUUCAUUAAAAUCGCAAACAAAUAGGGAGCAAUUUCACAUUUGACCACCAGGUGGUGCUGUUUAGUCCUGAUUUCUGGGGACUAGAGGAAAUAAUGUGCUACUGUCGUUUAAAGAUGACUUACAAACAUUACACAUUACAACAAACAAAAGGAGAAGAAUUAUAUUUAGGAUCUUAUCACUUAUAUAAAUUCAUCCUUUACAGAAGGAAGAUCUAAAUUUAACAGGCAAAAUAAAAAUCAAUUUAAACUGAAACAUAAACUACUUCACUUUUAUUUGUCUAGUCUAUCUGACAUUGUUUCCAAAAAUAUCUUCAUGACUCUCAAUGCUUAGUAACACUUUCACUCAAAAAUAUGGCAAAUAAAAAGCAGGGCACAUGUGCACAAAAUAUAACAAUUUAAAAAAGUUUAGACCAAAAUAUCUGUCAUUUUAUAAUGUGUUUACUUCCAGAUCUUUUUUGUUUUUUUCUCAUUUUUGUUUCAUUUAAACAAACUUCUUUGUACCAUCUGAGGACAAUGAAAAUGUGCACUGUAAAAACGCAAAGUUUUACCUGUAUUUUUGUUUAGUUUCUAGUGCAAAUAAUACACUUAAAAUAAAAUAAAGCAAAACUAACUUACAAG